Messenger RNA from Didymodactylos carnosus, 1008 nucleotides. The record is from the annotation of a GenBank genome assembly. Lineage: Eukaryota; Metazoa; Rotifera; Eurotatoria; Philodinida; Philodinidae.
AUGGCAUCUGCUUCUGCUUAUGCAGCAAACUCGUUUGCGGCUACAGCGUCGAAUUACGUAAAUUCAGGUUCUGCAUCAGCUACUAACAAUGACAGUGCCCCAAAAUUUGAUGAAUAUCGCUCACGUGUAAUGCUGGGAGAUUUGCCGGAUGAUUUUUUGCGCAUUCAGUUAACACGUACUCAGUUCUAUUAUGAUCCACAUGCCGGUGUUCUUCCACAAUUUCGUCAAGCUCCACAUCCAUUGCAAAAUCCAAAUUUUGUUGGAUAUUUAACACUAACUAUAGCCGAAGCUAAAGUGAUUAAAAAUUUCGGUCUACUUGGAUUAUUAAAAAUGGAUCCUUAUGUAAGAAUACGACUGGGUCAUAUUGCUUAUGAGACACCCACAGCACAAUCCGGUGGAAAAAAUCCACAAUGGAAAGCAUCUUAUAGAAUAAAUUUAUUUAAAGGAAUGGAUGCAGUUUAUUUGGAAGUAUUUGACCGACGUAGUUUCACGGAAGAUGAGUUUAUCGGUGAAUGCAAUGUUCCAAUCACUCAGGAAGUGCUUAACGGUGAAACCAAACAAAGUUGGUAUACGCUGUUGGGAAAACAAAACCAGAAUGAAGGAGAUAUCCUCAUCAUUAUGUCAUUUGUGCCACAUCAAGCAGUUCAACAGCCGAAUCUUGAACAUCAAGUACCAUCAACUUUGACAAAUACUAAUAGUGGCAUGGGCACUGCAAUUGCCUCUCCUCAAAACGAAGUGCCUUCAGCAACACCAACAUCUCUCUCUCAAUCUCCUACUCGAUCAACUUCAACAAUUCCAAAAACUCAACCACCGGAUAAUAUUAUUCAUCAACAACAAAUAGCACAAACUCAUCAGCAACAAUUCCAGCUUUAUUCGCCAAACGACGUAAAAGAAUUACACGAAAUCUUUCCCACAGUCGAACAAUCUGUUAUCAAACAAUUAUUAGACACAAAUGGCGGAAACAAGGAUUUAGUUGUCAAUCAUUUAUUACAAAUGACUUCACAAUAG